This is a messenger RNA of Debaryomyces hansenii CBS767, 306 nucleotides long. Its product is annotated as DEHA2B07656p. The transcript has a single exon. Bases 1 to 306 code for a protein of 101 amino acids. Lineage: Eukaryota; Fungi; Ascomycota; Pichiomycetes; Serinales; Debaryomycetaceae. The record is from RefSeq and is a predicted model, not a curated record.
AUGGAGUUAAAUGUCAAUUCUGGUGCAACAAAUGCCAAUAUUAAUAGUAAAGCGAAUUCGGAAUUUAAUAGGAGGGGUGAUCAUAGAUUAGCAAAACGGAUAGUUACCACCAGGGGACAUUUUCAGAAACCAUAUGGGGAGAAUGAAACUGAAACUUGUGAUCAAGAUAAUGAAAUCAUCAUGGAAGAUAGUAUAAAUAAAUGUAAGAAUUGUGCAAACUGUGAAAGUAAAAAAGAUUCUGAAGUGAAACCAAAAGUUUCGGUGGAAAUAUCCAUGUUCCACGAUAUAUCAGAAAGUGGAGGCUGA